GACAACCCACACGACCGGAGCUCAACAACCCUUUAGGAACACCACAUUCGACUUCCUACGAGCAACGAUGGCCCCCAAGAAGAACAAGAGAACCGCCGACUCCAUCAACUCGCGCCUGGCGCUUGUGAUGAAGUCCGGUAAGGUCACCCUCGGCUACAAGUCCACCCUCAAGAGCCUACGCACUGGAAAGGCCAAGCUCGUCAUCAUUGCCGGAAACACCCCUCCUCUGAGGAAGUCUGAGCUCGAGUACUACGCCAUGUUGUCCAAGACCUCGGUCCACCACUUCUCCGGCAACAACAUUGAGUUGGGCACUGCUUGCGGUAAGCUCUUCCGCUGCUCCGUCAUGUCCAUCCUCGAUGCCGGUGACUCCGACAUUCUGUCCCAGAACACCGAGAACUAGAGUGUCACGACACAUGGAAGGGGUGAAGUUAGACAUGAUACCUAGGCGUGGCGAAAGCUAUGUCCACGAUGAUAUCCAAUGAAUGCAAGAUUUCAUGAGCCA
Molecule: messenger RNA, 502 nt
Organism: Alternaria rosae
Lineage: Eukaryota; Fungi; Ascomycota; Dothideomycetes; Pleosporales; Pleosporaceae
Product: 50S ribosomal protein L30e-like protein
Exons: 4
Coding region: 68-400 (110 amino acids)
Cellular component (GO): cytosolic large ribosomal subunit
Molecular function (GO): RNA binding; structural constituent of ribosome
Source: RefSeq, a predicted model, not a curated record